GCAACCCAAGCUACACAGCCCCUCACCUUUCCCUGUGAAAAUCCCGCAGACAUGGACCUGGAGGGGCCGAUGUACAUGGCGCUCUUGCUUCCCAUCUUCCACGCGUUUGCACUCUAGCUGUGCGCUCCCGGCCCGAGGCACGUCCCGCUGCUGACCAGAGGGGGGCUGUUAUUAUUUUGUCGCUCGCCGAGACAUCACUGUGUAGGAGAGAGAGAGAAAGAGAGAGAAGUGGGGGGGGGGGGGGGGGACAGUGGAGACUGAGCAGCAGAGAGGACCACACAGUCGUGACAGCAAAGGCCGUUUCAGGAUAUAGGGCAACUGAGAGCGGCUUUUUGUGUCCUCCAUCAUGGCGAGUGACUCUCCAGCUCGGAGUCUGGACGAAAUCGACCUGUCCGCUUUGAGGGAUCCUGCUGGCAUCUUUGAGCUGGUUGAGCUGGUGGGAAAUGGCACCUAUGGGCAGGUGUACAAGGGUCGCCAUGUUAAGACAGGGCAGCUCGCAGCCAUCAAGGUCAUGGAUGUCACCGGGGAUGAGGAAGAGGAGAUUAAAGCAGAAAUUAACAUGCUGAAGAAGUACAGUCACCAUCGGAACAUCGCCACCUACUAUGGCGCUUUCAUCAAGAAGAACCCUCCUGGCAUAGAUGACCAGCUAUGGCUGGUCAUGGAGUUCUGUGGAGCUGGCUCAGUGACUGACUUGAUCAAGAACACCAAGGGCAAUUCUCUGAAAGAGGAGUGGACCGCUUAUAUCUGCAGAGAGAUUCUCAGGGGUCUGACUCACCUCCAUCAGCACAAGGUCAUCCACAGAGACAUCAAGGGACAGAAUGUCCUGCUGACUGAGAACGCAGAGGUCAAACUAGUGGACUUUGGUGUUUCGGCCCAGCUGGACAGGACAGUAGGAAGGAGAAACACAUUUAUUGGGACACCAUAUUGGAUGGCACCAGAGGUCAUUGCUUGUGAUGAGAACCCUGAUGCCACGUACGACUUCAAGAGUGAUUUAUGGUCGCUGGGAAUCACAGCAAUAGAGAUGGCUGAAGGAGCACCACCAUUGUGUGACAUGCACCCAAUGAGAGCCCUCUUCCUCAUCCCGCGCAACCCUGCCCCCAGACUCAAGUCAAAGAAGUGGUCGAAGAAGUUCCAGUCGUUCAUAGAGAGCUGUCUGGUGAAGAGCCACAGCCAGAGACCCAGCACAGAGCAGCUCCUCAAACACCCAUUCAUCAGGGACCUGCCCAACGAGAGGCAGGUCCGCAUCCAACUGAAGGACCACAUCGACCGCACCAAGAAGAAGAGAGGAGAGAGGGAUGAGACAGAGUAUGAGUACAGUGGCAGUGAAGAGGAGGAUGAAGAAAGAGACAUGGGUGAACCAAGCUCCAUCAUCAACAUCCCUGGGGAGUCGACCCUGAGGCGGGAUUUCCUGCGCCUCCAGCUGGCCAAUAAGGAGCGCUCGGAGGCGCAGCGGCGCCAGCAGCUGGAGCAACAGCAGAAUGAGGAGCACAAGCGGUUACUGUUAGCCGAGAGACAGAAACGCAUCGAGGAGCAGAAGGAGCAGAGGAGGCGGCUGGAAGAGCAACAGCAGCGAGAACGUGAGCUAAGGAAACAGCAUGAGCGGGAACAGAGGAGGCGCUAUGAGGAAAUGGAGCAGCUCCGCAGAGAGGAGGAGAGGAGGCAUGCUGAAAGAGAACAGGAGUACAAGCGCAAGCAGAUAGAGGAGCAGCGGCAGGCGGAGCGGCUACAGAGGCAGCUCCAGCAGGAGAGAGCCUACCUGGUGUCUUUACAACAGCAGCAGCAGCAGCAGCAACAACAACAGCAGCAACAACAACAGCAGCAGCAGGAGGGAAGGCAAGCAGAGAAGAAACAGCUUUACCACUACAAAGAUGUCAUCAAUCCUAAUGACAAGCCUGCCUGGGCUAAAGAGGUGGAGGAGCGAUCUAAGCUGAACAGACAGAGCUCCCCAGCGCUGCAGCACAAAGUGUCCAACCGCAUCUCCGACCCCUCCCUCCCUCCCCGCUCCGAGUCCUUCAGCAGCGGGGGCAUGCAGCCUGUCCGCACCCCACCUAUCCACCGUUCCAUCGAACCACAGAUGGCUCACCUGGUUCCAGUGAAGACCCACUCGAGCUCCAUGUCUGGCUCUCAGUCUCUGCAGGACCAGACGGGCUCGGCACUGAGUGAGGGCGUCAGUGUGGGGUCCCCCAGGCCCGAGAUGCCCCGGCAGAACUCAGACCCCACUUCUGACACCCCUGGACCCCCGCUUCGCAUUACCGGAAGGGAGGAACGGGAGCGGGACAGAGACAGAGAUCGGGACAGGACUGCCUGGCUGAGAGAGGAGGACAUUCCACCAAAGGUCCCCCAGAGGACCACUUCCAUCUCCCCAGCCCUGGUCAGGAAGAAUUCCCCUAAUGGAGGAGUGGGUCUGGGCCCUCGAACGGGUUCUCAGCUCAUACGGGCCAGUAACCCAGACCUGCGGCGCUCUGAGCUCUCUCUGGAUGCCAUGCUGCAAAGAACCUCCUCCAACUCGUCAUCUUCCUCCUCCCCUUCAUCUCAGGGAGGCUCAGCCGAGAGGAGAGGUCAAACCAAGCAGGAAGGAUCCCCUCCAGGAGCCAAUCAGGAGGCAAAGUCCAAACAGGAGGAGGGCCGUGAAUCAGCCAGACCCAGCAGACCCGCAGACCUAAGUGCUUUGGCUAAGGAACUCAGAGAACUGAGGGUAGAGGAGGGCAGCAGACCUCCAGUCAAGGUGACAGACUACUCGUCUUCUAGUGAAGACUCAGAGAGCAGCGAUGAGGACGGGGAGACAGUGGGGCAUGAUGGGACUGUUGCUGUUAGUGACAUCCCCCGCAUCAUGCCAGCGGUGCAGAGCGGUGGUGAGCCGUACGGAGGGCUGACAGAGGACUCUCUGGGAGAUGACUAUAAUAGCUCCAAGGACGGCACUCUAGUGAUGAGAGAGGCAGAGGAGAGAAGGAGAGGCGGUCACACUGAGAGUAACGGGUUUGGGAAUCACAGUAACCAUGGUAACCUCCCUGACCUGGUACAGCAGAGCAACUCUCCCUCAGCCACACCCACCACAGCCCUGCAGGAACUGGGCGACAUGGCUGAGUUUGGUGUGGGUGGGUCCAAAGCAUCCUUUACACCAUUUGUUGAUCCACGUGUCUAUCAAACAUCCCCAAGUGAAAAUGACAAUGAGAACUCAGCUGCAGCCAUGUUUGCAAAUGAGCUGCUGAGGCAGGAGCAGGCCAGAUUAAAUGAAGCCAGAAAGAUCUCUGUUGUCAACGUCAACCCUACCAAUAUCAGACCCCACAGUGACACACCCGAGAUCCGGAAAUACAAGAAACGCUUCAACUCUGAGAUCCUGUGUGCUGCACUCUGGGGUGUCAACCUGCUGGUGGGGACAGAGAAUGGUCUGAUGCUGCUUGACCGAAGUGGACAGGGAAAAGUCUAUAACCUGAUCACCAGACGGCGCUUCCUGCAGAUGGAUGUGCUGGAGGGGCUCAAUGUGCUAGUCACCAUAUCUGGGAAAAAGAAUAAGUUGCGUGUCUACUACUUGUCCUGGCUGAGGAACAGAAUAUUACACAACGACCCAGAAGUAGAAAAGAAGCAGGGUUGGAUUACAGUUGGAGAGCUGGAGGGCUGUGUGCAUUAUAAAGUUGUAAAAUAUGAGAGGAUCAAAUUCCUGGUUAUUGCUUUGAAGAACUCUGUGGAAAUCUAUGCCUGGGCUCCCAAACCCUACCACAAGUUCAUGGCCUUCAAGUCAUUCACUGAGUUGCAGCACCGUCCCCAGCUGGUUGACCUGACGGUGGAGGAAGGUCAGAGGUUAAAGGUCAUCUAUGGCUCCAGCGUGGGCUUCCAUGUCAUCGACGUGGACUCAGGCAACCCAUACGACAUCUACAUCCCUUCACAUAUCCAGAGCCAGGUAACGCCCCAUGCCAUCGUCGUACUGCCUAAGACUGAUGGAAUGGAGAUGCUGCUUUGUUAUGAGGAUGAGGGCGUCUACGUCAACACCUACGGUCGAAUAACCAAGGAUGUGGUGCUUCAGUGGGGAGAGAUGCCUACCUCUGUUGCCUAUAUCCAUUCUAAUCAGAUUAUGGGCUGGGGUGAGAAAGCCAUAGAGAUCCGAUCGGUGGAGACAGGUCAUCUGGAUGGAGUCUUUAUGCACAAGAGAGCCCAGAGACUUAAAUUCCUCUGCGAGCGGAACGACAAGGUAUUCUUUGCAUCAGUACGUUCGGGAGGUAGCAGCCAAGUUUUCUUCAUGACCCUCAACAGAAACUCUAUGAUGAACUGGUGAUGGAUCCUCCCACGGUUCCACUCUGCCUCACGCUCCCAUUGGCCAGCCCGGCGACCCACGUUGGCCCACGGCACAUCUCACAAAUGAACCCGAUUGCCCAAGAGGCCACAAGUGAACUCUUUUAACACUGGAAAGACUAAGAAUGGUGUAGAAAAAAAAUUAUCAUAGAGAAAAACAAAGACCUGUUCUAAAUGAAGAGACAUGUUACCCUAGAUUAUGUUGGGUCAUGCAGAAGCCAUCGUUACUCAACUGACUGGCAAACUGGUGCCACUGACUUUCCAAAUAUUCUCUUAUUCCCUCUUUCUCUGUCUGUCUGUAACUCUUCUCCCUUUUUAUCUGUCUCUUCUCACCAAACGGACCGGUGCAUUCAAGUGUUCAGCAACUGUAGAAAUACACUUUACACCUGCCUCCUCCUGUCGCUCUCCUUCUUCCUUUUGUCCUCGCUUCUUAAGCCUCUGCUCCUUCGCGCCUUCCUGCUAGAUCUAGUCAUCACGUUUUCAGUCUUUUGACACCUAUGUCCUCCAUUUUCCUCCCUUCCUGUCUGCUAUGUGUGGGCUCAUUCCACGAGAACUGCACCUCAAGGGAUGGAGGAACAAUAGAUGAAUGAGAGUUAAUAUAAAUUUGAAAAUAUAUUUCUGAAUAUGACAGUGCAGGGAGGGCAGCUGAGGCAUGACAAAUCUACUGUGGAUGUCGGCGGUGAAAGUCGACUGCCUGAUUGAUUUUCUCUCUCCUCUGUCACUCCUCCUCCUCCUCCUCCACUUCCUCCUCUUGCCAUCUUUUUCGGGUUCUGAGUAAACCGAAUUACGAUUUAGUGUUCGAUCGCAUUUCACUGAUUGAGAUGCGGUGAGACUCUGCUGUCACAGGCAGGUCGCAGUAGUAUGCAAAGAUGAUGUCUGUGUCCCUUUAAAAUGAAAUCACUGGUCCAUUCUGUCUUUUCUCUCCUUUCUUUCUCUGUCCCUCCUCCUGCCACCGCCCCCACCCAUCAUCACACUCAUCUCCCUGUUGUCACUCUUUAAACUCUGAAGGUGCUGCAUCAGAUAUACUGUAAUAUUACAUGAACAAUGAGAGCGUCAUUCUGUUCAUUCUGUUUAUUUCUAUACUUUUCUCUGUGUAACAGUUUGGAGUCAGUCAGUCUUUGAAGCUUGAUGAAAUGUACAGCACAUGUGUCUCUGAAAUCAGGAGCGUAUGUUAAUGUGUGUAUGAAUGUGUGCAUAAUGUGUGUAUGUGUGUGUGUGUGUGUGUUUGACUCGAUGUUGGAAUGAGUCCUGUUCAAAUCACGUUUGAAUCAAAGUGGGACACUGAACUCAGUGUCCACAAAAAAGAGUCAAGUAAUUCUGUUUCCAUGCGUGAACUUCUACCUUAAUGCGAUCAAAGCAACAUUGAGUGUGUUUACAAGCAAAUUUAUGAUAUUAUCUUCUUAGUAUGAAGUUUAUGAGUUGGUGUAUCUGAAAACCAUGCAUUUAAAAAUAGGCAAUAUUAGUGAUUGAUUUUUUUUUUUUUUUUAUUAUUAUGUUUCUGUUUCCUUUAACACACUAAUGUUCUGGCUACUCACAACUACAGCCAUGUUACUGUAGCACAUAUAUGAGGAUGCACUGAAAGAGCUUACGAAUACAACCUCAACAGGACAUGAGCUACUGUAUGGAAUAUUGUGUGCACGUGAAAGCACUCAUUGUCGAAAGUUGUGGUGUCCUUUUGAAUUGUGCUCCUCCCUGAUUGGCUCUUCUGAUCUUGGCUCUUAACUGUUUGUACAGUGCCUAGCAUGAUGUAAGCAAAACUAAAAUGAGGCCAAGAGAUUAUCACUCACAUUACAAUUAGUAAUUUUAUUGCCUAAACGGUUACUUUACACUGUUUUCCAUUUGUUUGUUUUCUUUUGGGGUUUUUUGUGUACAUUUGUGUGUUAUUAUCUAACUUUAACACAUUGCUGAUGUUAUUUGUCUCUUCUAAUGGAGAUGUACAUUAACAAAUUUGAGACUUGAUUUGUUCUUUGAAAGGAGUUAACUGAAUAUGGUUAUGCGAAAGCAUUGCCAUUUCUUUCUAAAUAUCUAGCACAGCUCAAUCAUUGACACAAAUUGUGUUAAAUUCAUGACACUAUUUAGGGUGGAUGAGUUCUUGCAUACUCAUCCACGUCUGAGAGCCAUGUAAUUUGGCAGUAUGUUGGCCAAUGGCUAACAAACUUACAGUGGCACAAACAAUAGACCCAUUCCCCAAUUGUGUAAUGAUCAUUGCAAUUAAGUUUUUUUGUCAGUGAAAUUAUUAAAAGCUUUCUGUUAUAAGUUCAAGCACUUUUACACAUCCAAGCAGUAGCUGUUCCUGCAGAGCUGUAAGUUAGGUUCACUGAUCUCUGUUAGGGGGAGCAGGCUAACAUUUAGCAAUAAAGAGCCGAGCUGAAGAAACCACCGUCUUCCCUGUGUGUGCACGCAUGCAUCUGUGUGUGUGAUUAAUGAACCAAGUGUGAAUGGGGCAUUAUUACUAUGUUUGUCCAUUGUGGAAUUCACUCUUCCAACUGAAAAAUGAUGACGGUCAUUACACUGAGAACUCUCCUUUCAAAGACGAAACCACUGUAUUCUUUAUUCUGUUUAUUUCUUGUUUUCUUUAUUUUGAAAGAGCAUUACUAAUGUCCUGUUUUGGGAUUUAUUUGUUUUGUAAAAGAGAUGCUGUAAGAGAGAAAUAAAUGAAACUAGAGCAUAAUGCUAUGGAAA
This is a messenger RNA of Toxotes jaculatrix (banded archerfish), 6969 nucleotides long. RefSeq names its product TRAF2 and NCK interacting kinase a (gene tnika). Gene Ontology annotation, molecular function: ATP binding; protein kinase activity. The transcript is spliced from 32 exons. The coding region runs from base 347 to 4270 and encodes 1307 amino acids. The record is from RefSeq and is a predicted model, not a curated record. NCBI's taxonomy places the organism in Eukaryota, Metazoa, Chordata, Actinopteri, Toxotidae. Gene Ontology annotation, biological process: protein phosphorylation.